Molecule: messenger RNA, 910 nt
Organism: Petromyzon marinus (sea lamprey)
Lineage: Eukaryota; Metazoa; Chordata; Hyperoartia; Petromyzontiformes; Petromyzontidae
Molecular function (GO): DNA binding
Source: RefSeq, a predicted model, not a curated record
GGGGGGGUGCUGCGCCCGUUGGGCCAGCUGCGAGUCACCCCCGGGGUCCCUGGGAGACCUGUACUGGGUCCAUACGAGGGACCGGCGACAAGGACCCGUUCCAAGCAUGGGUGGCAAGGAACUCUGAAAUCUUGGCAUCACCUGAGUUACUAGUGUCAUCAAAUUAACCAAAUUUCCACCGCAAGCAGGAUCAUGGAUCAGGACCUGGAUGAGGAUUUACUCGAUUCCGAAGAACGUGAUAGUGAUGUCGUAAUUGUGAGGGACAAGAAUCGAGUGGCCGAUGUGGAGAAGGAUGGAGUGGCCGACGAGGCGUCGGCGAACACAGGGAAGGCCAGAGGACGCUCGAUGGGCCAGUUUUGGCACUACUUCACCGAUGAUCCGGAACCGGACAAGUUGAAGAGUGCCGUCUGCAAAUAUUGUCGUACCAGAUUACACCAUCACAAGAAGAGUGAGCAGGCGAUGAGGCACCUGAAUGCAUGCGCCGCUUUUCGGAGGGAAAUGAAUGGCACCGAGAUAGAUGAUCGUCCCGAGUGGUAUGCGUCGAAUAAGAAGCGGGCGAAGGCAAGAGGCAGCUCAACUCCAUCUACAUCGAAUGCUUCGUCCAUGAAGCAAGGAUUGCUCAAAGAUCACCUAAUACCCAAGCUCAAUGAGCGAACGAAGGAGAAGUUCAAGCAGGCCAUAGCAAUGCAUUACUUUGUCUUGGGCACAUCGUUCCAGCAGGUCGAGGAGGAGAACCUAAUGAUCGCUGUGAAGGCACUUUGCCCAGAUGCAGUGCUGCCGAACAGGAAGAGGCUGGCCGGACUUUUGCUCGACAGGGCGUAUAUCGACAUGAAGAAGAAGCAGUUCAAUCUUGAUUUGAAGCUUUCGUUACUGCAGGAAUCCAUACUCUUUGUUUGGUUCUUUCGCUAAA